GACUGGGAUAAUCCGUGCACGCUGGGCUUCCGUGUUCACAGUAACCUUCCGCGGCACCGCGAGCAGGGCGCUCCGUGACGUAGAUCGUCAAACUACUCCAAUAGCCUGGCUCCGCGCACGGCUGCCUGCUACUAGCAUGGAGCACGGGACCCCGCUCUCCGAGCCGCCCCCGGAGGCUCUAAAAGUGACGGAAGGAGUGGAAACCUCCGCCCAGCAGGAGGAGACAGAGAAACCACUGAAUACUGAAGAAGAUACUCAGAAGAAAAAAAGAUUUAGAAGAAGAUAUAGGAAACCUAAAUCACAAGUACAGGAAUCAAAACCAAAGCAUAGUUUUCUAGCAGAGCUGCCUUUUGCAAAUGUAGAUAUUGGAGCCGCAUUUGAAAUCCCCAAAACCCUGGAGAAAAAGGGGAAAAACAAAAGGAAAAUAAAUAAUCUCUCAGAAAACAAAGAUGAUGAUAUGAGUAAAAAGAAAAAGACAGCAAAUUAUUUUGUAUCUUUUCCUAUUUCAAAUCCUAAGAUUCUUGGAGACAUUCAGACAUUUCAGGAUGCUGUGUUAGAGAAGGAUGAACGACUUACCAGAGCUAUGAUUCCCAAGGGCUCGUUCCACAUUACCCUUUUUGUAAUGCAUCUAUCAAAUGAAGAUGAAGUUAAUUUAGCAAUGAGUGCCCUUUUGGAAAGUAAGAAACCAAUUGAAAACGUUUUGGAGGGAAAAGAAGUGGUUCUCACAUUUCAUGGUGUGGACGAGUUUAAACAUGAAGUUGUAUAUGGAAAAAUUAGAGAAGGAGAAAGUGUUGAUACACUUACAAAGAUUGCUGAGAUAAUGGUGAAGAUAUUUCAAGAGAAAGGCAUUAUUACAGUGGGAUACAAAGGUUUUGUUCCCCAUUUGACCUUCUUGAAGCUGUCAAGGGCACCCAAGUUACGUAAGCAGGGAAUCAAAAAAAUUGAUGCAAGCCUGUACAAGGACUUUCAAGAUCAUUAUUUUGGAGAUGAUACAUUGUUCCGAAUCGACCUUUGUUCAAUGCUAAAGAAACGGCAGUCGAGUGGGUACUACCACACUGAGGCAUCAAUCUACAUUGAUUCUUCAUCUCAUCUACAUCGUAAAAUGAAGCCAGGCAUUAAUGACAUCUCAGUUUCUGGAGCAGUUUUGAAGGUGUUUCCAAAAUCUGUGCCUUCGCCAAAAAAGAGGAAUAUAUCUAAGGAUGAAUCCACACCCAGUACUUCUAAUAUUUUCUCAGGGAGCUCAGUUUGCAAUUGUAGAGAUCUUCACACUGAUGCCGGUAUGUUUUCUGAAGAUACCAGCACGGGUUUGACAUUUUUCAGUAAACUUGACAAGAUAUCCACCCUAUCUAAAGAAGCACAGAAACUAACAGAAGAUCCUCCGUUUAAAUCAGCGAGUGUUAAUGCUACUCGAUCAAGAACACACAUAUCAACAUGUCCAGAUAUUAGUACAGGUUUGCAAAAUGCAUAUUCGGUGGGAGUGCAAACACUUCUUGUAGGAGAUAGGGAAUUAACAAGUCAGCAAGUAGUAUCUCAGACAUCUGGUGUAGUACAUGAACACAUUUCCCAAACAAUCACAGACACUAACCAGCAGAAUGCACAGCAGUUUAGCAAUUCUUGCAGUCUAGGCCAUCACCCAGUCAAAGCUUCUAUAGAGAAUUUAGUGUCUCUGCAAAAACAUAAAAUGCAAGCUGAGAAAGAGCAAUGGGAAUCCAAUGAGAAAAUUAUGAAUCUGGUAUUGGAGAGAUUAACAUCGAUUCAGGAACAGCAGAGAUACACCAAUAAAAACCUCAAGGGCAUAAGGAAUGAGCUAGCUUACAUAGGUAAGCAGUUAGGUCAUAUAGUGCAACAUUUCCAGCCAUCAGUUGGCAUCUCCACCUCUGGUCAAUCACAUCUAACAGAGCAUGCAUCUGGUGACCAAGAAGGUGAAAAAGAGCAGUUAUUAGUGAACACAGACGUGCUUAAAGUUGACGAUUCCUGCCAUGCUGCUGUAGAAGAUUCUAAAAACAUGGAGGUUUUAAAAAAAUGAUCUGCUACUUGCCAAUUAGCAACCAGUUUACAGAUUUUCCAAAUCUGCAUGUACAUAUUUGUUGUUUUUAUUUGAAUUUUAUUUUUUAUACAUAUAAAUCAUAGUCUAGGCCCAAGUCAGAAUUAAAAGGCAGAAUAAAACAAUUUUUCAUGAAGCAUAGGCUAAAUUUGUGCCCGCAACAGGGUUCACUGUGAUGAAUGUCUGUUCUAGAACAAACGUCUUGAUCCUCAUAGGCUGGUACUAGGGUUUACACCCUGGUGUAGAUGGUUAAAGCACAUCCAUCUCCCCAACUGACAAGCCCAGCUAAAACCUAGAUACCAUCCACAUUACACACCAGGGUUACACACUACGGGACACCCCCUGCCCUCCCCCAAGUCUCCUUGACCGGGGUCACUCCCUUCUAGUAACCAGCACAUAUCACCUCAUCAAAGAGACCGUUGUUACUGGACUUGUAUGGUACAUCUUGUUACAUUGCUCAGAGUGUAGAAGUGGUAAUUUUCUUCCUGUAAGGUUUUUGGAUACACAAGAUUCCAUGGCAGGAGUCCUUUCCUCCCUCCUUGUAUACAGCACAUAUAUGUUUCUCCUAUGAUGGUGAUGUUGCUGCUGGUUCAUGGAAUCAAUGUGUUACAGAUUGUCACAUACCUUAUGGCCUAUCAGGGGUAACUGUACUUUCUGGAGGGUUUAGGAAAUUGACUAUUUACCCCAGCCGGUUAUCCAGCGUUCCAAGACAGUAUAUAUUUGUUUUUUAGUUUAAUUACAUAUGGCAAUUAUAACUCAUGACUAAGAGUCUGAGUAAGACAUUAAAACAAUAGUUUUAAUUACUUAUAUUAAACGUUUAGAUAUACAACAAUGCACAGCAAUUGUAUAUUUAACGUUGAAUGGUUAGUAUGUUUGUAUAUAUACAUAGUUUUGUGUGUACACGACCCAUGGUCUUUUCCAUAGCAUUCACUUUCAGAGGCGUAGAGCACACAGGAAAUGAUGGGCAGACAGAUUUUUUGUGCUUUUAGCCUUGCUCUUAGCGAGCGGCAGGGUUGCUGCAGGGUACCAUAAUGGAGUCAGGUAGUGUGUGAUCUGCAUUUGCGGUUGGUGCUGACCCUUGCAGUCUGGCACUCACUAAUGUCUUAGAGCACAGGCUGGGAAUCCCGACAGCUGUGCUCUUACUGAGCAUCGGGCUCAUUAAGGACCACUGUACUUUGGUCUCCACCCUCCAGAGGUGCAAACAACACGCUCUGACACUCAACCACCAGGGAUCAUAUCCCUGCAGUAAGCUAAGCAGAAGGGGCAUCACAGACCACACACACACUACAGACAGACAGCACACACAAAUCGCACAUCGCCAGCCAGAUACCACAUCCACACACAUUACACACAGCCAACACACACAUUGCUCACAGCCAAAAGACACUCACACAGCCAUCACAUAUACACAAUGGGUUGGCACAGAGUGAGACAGUCUGGGUUAAUCAUUAAACUCUACAUUUUUGCAAACUACUGGUAAAUCUAAAUGAAAAAUAUGGAGGCAAAAGGUUGUGACUUGGAUUUUCAGAUCAAAAUUCUUUUUCUUCAGCUUUUCCAGUCAGUUUUAGUUUUUGAAAAUUUGGAGUUUUGUGAAUAACCUUGUAAAUGCCCAGGGCUCCAUGCAGGGGCCCUAAUCUGAAAUUAUGAUUUUCAUGACAGACAAGUAGAUUUUUUAAAAAAAUUUCUACACCCCUGCACUUAUUGAAGUGAAGUAGCUUGUUAUAAAAGUCUGCAAGUCGGGCUUUGUACAAGUUGACCUUUUUUUCACUUUUUAUGAAUCUUAUUUCAGUGUUCAGCUUUGCACAGCUACCUUUUCAUUGACAAUAUAGUGAAGAAAUUCUUGCUGGUAAACUAAUGGGUUUACAAGGAUAAAAAACAAACAACCAGAUAGUCCAGGACCAGUGGGGAUGAUAUAAAAUCCACAUUGCUAGAUAACUUCAGUGGAAUUCAGUUCCCCUUAAAAGGGUACUCUAAGCACCAUUACCACUACAGACCACUGUAGUAGUUAUGGUGCAGAGUCCCCUGGCACCAUCCGAUUAUUAGGAGUCAAACCGUUUUAAAUGGUUUGAAACAUAUCUGGUUCUAAGGGUGCCUGCAGUGUGGCCUCUCUUCGCAGUUAAAGCUAAAGUCCCCUGCCGCUUUGGCAAUACCAGUUUUGUUCCACUUUGGACAGAAUUCAUUGGUUGAGGAUUUUCAGCAAAUUAAUUCAGCCCAAAGAUGGAUGGAAUUGAUAUUGCUCAUGCAAAAGUAGUAACUUCCAUUUUAGCGAUGUCUGUAGUGAAAGGGAAAAGGGAGGUAGCAAAAAAGACGACCCUGGAGAAACACUUUUUAAUUCCAAAUUUUACUGCAUAUUUAAUUUGUAAAAUGACAAUCUGUUAUCACUCUCAAGUACUUAUGAUCCAUAUCCAGCAGUAUCAGUUGAAUAUGGUAACAAUAUACAAAGUUAUCGGUGCAUCAUCUGCACUUUUCUUGAUAAUUGUCUAUUUUUUGUGCAAAUUCUUUUGAGUAUUACAAAUGUACACAAUGUGAAAGGAAUGACCACUGUUUGUUGUGUGCAACUUUCCCUAAAUUAGUAUAUUAAAGUAAUAAUAUCAUUGUCAAUAAUCACAGAGCAGCCUAGAAUAUGUUUUAAUUGUGCCACAUAAGGUAUGUUAUAGCAACAAAUAUCAUUACUUUUUAUGUUGUAUUAUUGUGUUAGAAAUACAAAUUCAACACUUUGUACAUAUUUUAAGUGUGGUACCUGAAAAGCACACAGGUAAAGCUUAUUUACUAUACGUAAAUAAUAAUUUUGGUAAUGCGAUGUAAUCAACAUUUUUGAGUUAAUGUUCCAAGAAACCAAGUUGUAUAAUUAUGUUUAAGAGAAAAUGUUGGACAAUAUUUUUAUAUAUCAAGAUUUCAAAGUAGAGGACAUGCAUAAUAAUAUAUUUGCUAUACUUAAUAAUAAUGUGUUGUACAUUAAUAUGCUUUACUGUGAAAGUCCCAUCAAUAAAGGGCCAGCAAUGUCAUUUGUCAUACCUUCAAACAUUUUAGCACAAUUUAAAUAAAAU
Pelobates fuscus (common spadefoot toad) is the source of this 5091-nucleotide messenger RNA. RefSeq lists its product as uncharacterized. The transcript is spliced from 9 exons. Gene Ontology annotation, molecular function: protein kinase A regulatory subunit binding. The coding region runs from base 137 to 2026 and encodes 629 amino acids. Gene Ontology annotation, cellular component: cytosol. NCBI's taxonomy places the organism in Eukaryota, Metazoa, Chordata, Amphibia, Anura, Pelobatidae. The record is from RefSeq and is a predicted model, not a curated record.